AGGUAGGUAGGUAGUAGUAAAUAGAGAACGUUAUAAACAACCACUAGUGAACCUAGACCUCCAAGAUCAAAUACAAUAUGACCAUCUACCAGAACGAGAACCCGUAUAACUCAUGAUCCACAAACAAACACUAGCAAGUACUUAUUUGAUGACGACUUAAUACUUGUAAGCUCUACUUUACCUCCUCAUCUAGGUCAAUUGUAGAUUAGAAAGAAAAUGAACACGGUCCACUUCUGUACGAAGAAGGAGAAGAAGUAAGUAAAGUGUUCAAGUGAGUACUUAGGUAGGUAGGUAGGUAGGUAGGUAGGUCUAAAGAGAUCCGGAUUCUCUGUGUGAUAUAUAUAAAGUCAUCAAGUCAGACGUCAGAUGGAUAGUUAGUAAUGAUUUUGGAAUUCUUUCUCUUACCUUGAUCAUUUGGCAACUAUAUAAUCUUAUUCAUCGUAUUAUCUUUUUUAAUCUACCAGCUCUUUACCUCGUCUUUCAACUGAAAUCUUCACCAUAAUCCAUCUGGAAUAUAUAUUUACAUACCUGUAUACACCCAUUUCUAGGGUAUAUAUAUAUUUACAAGGGAAAAGGAGAUUACGGAAAUCUUCAUUUUUAUCCUGGUUCCUAUCAAGGUCGUCUCGUUGGUGUGUAUGUCACAUCCAUAUGUCCAUACGUCCAUACGUCCAUCCAUCCAUCCAUCCAUCAAAUCCCAUUUCGAUCUCUGAGCCGUGGCCAUGUUUUCGGUGCGACAUCAACCGACAAUUAUCACGGGGAAAUGUACACUCUAUUUUCGCAUUUCUACAGCUAGAGUCUUGGGAAUAUCUCAAAUCAGACAAUUGAGAUACCAAAGUAGAAAUGCGAAAUUAAAUACACAUACAUCUUCGCAAGUAUCAACCUCGAUACCGAAACCGGAUUCUAAAGACAAAAAUGGAUGGUCAACACAAAAUGCUCUGUUGUUGGCGGCGGCCACCGCCGGCUUAGCUUAUACGUUUGCCUUGGUACGGGAAAAGAAGAGGAGGGGUGAGGGUAGGGAUUAUGCGGAUCCAGAGAAGUUUACGGUACCUCGAUAUGCAGAUAUUAAGGAGAUGGAAAUGGCUUUGAAGGAAAUUCAAGAAGCUACAAAUGAAGAUACUAUUUCUACGGACCCGGAAGAUUUGUUGGCUCAUGGAUACUCAGAAUGGUCAUCUACCAAUGUCGAUGGCUUACCAGUAGCAGUAGCUUAUCCAAAAUCUACUGAAGAGGUCUCUAAAAUUGCUUCGAUAUGUCACAAAUAUCGAGUACCAAUUGUUCCAUAUUCAGGAGGAUCGAGUUUGGAAGGAAACGUAUCAUGUCCUUAUGGAGGUGUUAGCGUGGAUUUUGCUUUCAUGGACCAAAUCAUUGCAUUUCACCCAGAGGAUAUGGAUAUUGUUGUUCAACCAUCUGUUUCGUGGAUGGAUCUCAAUGAUGAGCUGGCAAAACGUCAAUCCGGACUUUUCUUCCCAGUAGAUCCAGGUCCAAGUGCCAAAAUUGGAGGUAUGGUAGGAACAAAUUGUUCCGGUACCAACUGCGUUCGUUACGGUUCUAUGAAAGAUUGGGUCAUAAAUCUAACCGUCGUUCUCUCCGACGGAACAAUUAUCAAAACCAAACGACGACCUCGUAAAUCCUCCGCAGGUUACAAUCUCAAUAGUCUCUUCGUAGGCUCUGAAGGAACCCUGGGUCUUGUGACCGAAAUCACGCUCAAACUCGCUGUCGUACCAUCGGAAUACUCAGUCGCUGUAGUCACUUUCCCUACAAUCCGUGAUGCGGCGGCAGCAGCAGCAGGUGUCAUGCGUGCGGGUAUUCAAGUCGCAGCUAUGGAAAUCAUGGACGAAGUACAAAUGAAAGUCGUCAAUCUAUCCAAAUCCACCGCCCCGCGUCAAUGGAAAGAACUCCCUACCCUCUUCUUCAAGUUCUCCGGUACGAAAGCUUCAGUUAAGGAAAACAUAGCAAUGGUUUCCUCCAUCGCGAAAUCCCAUCGCGGCAGCUCCUUUGAAUUCGCAAAAGACGCGCGAGAACAAAAGUUAUUGUGGUCAGCGAGAAAAGAAUCAUUAUGGAGUAUGCUAGCAUUGAGAAAAAAUGGAAGCGAAGUCUGGAGUACGGAUGUGGCCGUGCCAUUUUCGAGAUUGGCGGAUAUCAUUGAGUUGAGCAAGAAAGAAAUGGAUGAUUUGGGACUUUUUGCUAGUAUCUUGGGUCAUGUGGGAGAUGGAAAUUUUCAUGAAAGUAUCAUGUAUGAUCGGACGGUGCCGGGGGAAAUGGAGAAGGUGGAGAGGUGUGUGAAGAAUAUGGUGGUUAGAGCCUUGGAGAUGGAGGGGACGGUUACGGGCGAACAUGGAAUAGGUAUUGGAAAGAAAGAAUCUCUUCUCCUGGAACUGGGACAUGAUACUUUGGGAGUCAUGAAAUCUAUCAAAUCGGCAUUAGAUCCACACUGGAUAAUGAAUCCAGGUAAAAUCAUCGAUAUCCCCAAGUAAAUCCACUUCGCUUCGCUUCGUUUUCGUUUUCGCUUUCGCUUACUGGGUCCCUUUCUUCUUUCCUUUUAUGGUUUGGUAUAUUAGGAUAUAUUAAAUAUUCACAUUACAUCGCAUCACAUCACAUUACAUAUCAUCAAAAUCACCUUGGUACCACCUACUUGCAUCUUGGAGGUAAAGUUGUUAAAUCUUCAGGAAAUGCAUUUUGUGGGAAGGAUUGAAAAAUGAAUAGAAGCGGAACUAAAAUUGCAUAGGCAUUGAUAGGUAUAGGUAUUGGUAUUGGUCUUGGCAUGGAUGGGUAUGACCAUAAGCAUGAGAAUAAGCAUUGGGGUAGGAAGGGAGGGAGGUGGAUGUCUGUUUGUUUUGCUUUUUGCAUUUGCGUUUGCGUUUGUGUUUGUAUCCAUGUUUGCGUUUGUAGGAAGUUGUAUUGUGUUUGUAUUCGAAGUUGGAUGAAUUUUGAAUCUUGCUUGGAGAUUAGGAACUUGGAUUUGGAUUUGUGUUGUGGCAUUGAGACAUUGUUGCGUUCCGUCGCGUUGCGUUCGUUGAAUUGUGUUGAGUUCUAUCCCGCCCCCGUUGCGUUGAAUUAAGUUGAACUGAGUCCUAUCACACCGCAUAUCAUCCAAACAUUUCAAACGAAUGCCAUAUUCUCCCUCGUAUUGAUUUGACUUGCUCGGGAAUGAAAUGGAAUGAAAUGAGAGGCAGUCCGCUUCGGAGGAGGAACCGCAAGAAAAGGCAGAAGGGGUAGUGUAUCUAUUCAGAUGUUUGGUUAUUUUGAAUUUUGGAAUUUUUGAUCUGCAUUACAUUGUAUUGUAUUUGGAAUGGAUGGUGGGGGAGAGAGGAAAGGGG
Botrytis porri is the source of this 3314-nucleotide messenger RNA. RefSeq lists its product as uncharacterized. Gene Ontology annotation, biological process: lactate catabolic process. Bases 720 to 2471 code for a protein of 583 amino acids. NCBI's taxonomy places the organism in Eukaryota, Fungi, Ascomycota, Leotiomycetes, Helotiales, Sclerotiniaceae. Gene Ontology annotation, molecular function: D-lactate dehydrogenase (NAD+) activity; D-lactate dehydrogenase (cytochrome) activity; FAD binding. Gene Ontology annotation, cellular component: mitochondrion. The record is from RefSeq and is a predicted model, not a curated record. The transcript is spliced from 6 exons.